AUGGGCGUUGAACUACCCGAACUGCAAUUUACCUCGCUGGACGAGAUCCCUGCGCACAUCUCCACUACCCGCAAGGCGUUCUUGGAGCACAAGACCCGUGACGUCGAGUUCCGUCUCGUCCAGCUGCGCAAGCUUUACUGGGCCAUCAAGGACCAUGAGGAAGAGAUCUUCGAGGCCUGCGCCCAGGACCUGCAUAAGCCUCGGUUCGAGACCGAGCUCGCGGAGAUCGGAUGGAUCCUGAACGACAUCGUCUUCACCACGCGCAACCUGCACAAAUGGGUCAAGGAUGAAAAGGCCCCCGAUAUCGACCUCAACUUCAAGUUGAUGAACCCCAAGAUCAGAAAGGAUCCCCUGGGUUGCGUGCUGGUUAUUGGUGCCUUCAACUUCCCCUUCCAGCUGACUCUCGGCCCAGUCAUCGGCGCCAUCGCUGCCGGUAACACGGUGGUGAUCAAGCCCAGCGAGAAUGCGCCCCGCAGCGCGGCUGUUAUGCAGAAGAUCGUCGAGGCAGGUCUCGACCCCUCGUGUUACACUAUCGUGCAGGGAGGUGUUCCCGAGACUCAAGCUCUACUUGCCGAACGGUGGGACAAGAUCUUCUUCACGGGCGGCGCCAACGUCGGCCGCAUUAUCGCCAAGGCUGCCGCCCCGCAUUUGACUCCCGUCGUGCUCGAGCUCGGUGGUAUCAACCCGGCUAUCGUGACCAAGUCCGCCGACCCGCGCCUAGUCGCUCGGCGCAUGUUAUGGGGUAAGCUCCUGAAUGCCGGUCAGGUCUGCACGUCGCAGAACUACCUACUCGUCGACAAGGCGCUGGUCGGCCCGGUUGUCGAGGAGUUCAAGAAGGCAUACAAGGAGUUCUAUCCUAACGGUGCCAAGGGCUCGGAGGAUUACUCCAAGAUCGUGAACGAGGCGCACUUCCAGCGUCUUAAGUCCAUGCUUGAUAACACUAAGGGCAAGAUCCUUAUGGGUGGUACUAUGGAUGAGAAGGAGCUCUUUAUUGAGCCUACCGUUGUUCAGGUUGAGUCUGUUGAUGACUCGCUCUGCACGUCGGAGAGCUUCGGUCCUUUCAUCCCUAUUCUUGCUGUUGAUAACUUGGACGAGGCUAUUCAGCUAGCCAAUGGUGUGCAGAGCACCCCGCUUGGUCUGUAUCCAUUCGGCAACAAGGCCGAUGUCGAGAAGAUCCUCGCCGCCACCCGUUCCGGUGGUGUCUCCAUCAACGACGCCGCUCUGCACAUCCCUACCCUGCCCUUCGGUGGUGUCGGCGAGAGUGGCUACGGCGCCUACCGUGGACGUUCCAGCUUCGACGUCUGGGUCCACCGCCGUCCCAUCACCUCCAGUCCUAGCUGGCUCGAGGCUAUCCUGGCUAUCCGCUACCCGCCCUACGGCAACAAGAUCAAGACCUUCAAGGCUGCCAGCGCACUCACACCGGACUUUGACCGUAGCGGUCGUAAGCUGACCUUCGGCUGGUUGCGCUGUCUGUUCACCCUUGGUGGUGGAACCGCAAAGGCCGGUGCUGGUCGUGCUGCUGCUGUUGCUGCCAUUGCCUACAUCGUUCUCCAAGUCCUCGAACGCCGAGCCAAACUGUGA
Messenger RNA from Penicillium canescens, 1581 nucleotides. Its product is annotated as hexadecenal dehydrogenase. The transcript is spliced from 5 exons. The record is from RefSeq and is a predicted model, not a curated record. Lineage: Eukaryota; Fungi; Ascomycota; Eurotiomycetes; Eurotiales; Aspergillaceae. Bases 1 to 1581 code for a protein of 526 amino acids. Gene Ontology annotation, molecular function: aldehyde dehydrogenase (NAD+) activity. Gene Ontology annotation, cellular component: cytoplasm. Gene Ontology annotation, biological process: aldehyde metabolic process.